ACCAUUCUCGUUAUGAAGCAUGCACAUAAGAGUCUGUAUUUUGCUGUGUUCGGCAUUAUACUGGCUGGAUACAGAACAGUGGUCAGUGGAUGCACUGUCAAUUACACAUUACCGGAGUUAGGGCGCGUCAACAGACCGCGACUUCCCAGGAUCACAGCGGAGUAUCUAUCGUCAGUGGGGCGUGUCCUGUACCCUCGGAUCACACACAUGGUGCGGAGAUACACCACCCGUAUCCCACCACCUACCGAUGACCUCAGCUCAACUGUUACCGAGGUCCAUUUUCCAGAACAGGGUGGUUUGAAUGCUGAAGGCUUGUCCGAGAUUUAUCACUCAAUGCGCAUGUUUUACGGAAUAUUACAUAACAUGGAGGUCAUUGAACACGACCUCCAUUACGCAUUAUAUACGUCAAAUAAUUUCAAGCCUCCUCUUCGUGUCCUAAAGAGAAUGAUGUUGACGCCUAUAAACCUACUCCAGGUGACGCUGUUUCAUCAUGAUGAUAUAGAGGAUUCAAUGUCGACUGUGUCUGUGAAUACUGUUUGUAAUUAUAGAAAUGUGUACAAUUUUGUGAGGAAAUCCAUUCGUGACCUAGAAACGAUGGAAAACUUUUUCAUGCAGAUGGCAUUAUUGCAGGUCUGA
Molecule: messenger RNA, 636 nt
Organism: Mizuhopecten yessoensis (Yesso scallop)
Lineage: Eukaryota; Metazoa; Mollusca; Bivalvia; Pectinida; Pectinidae
Exons: 4
Coding region: 13-636 (207 amino acids)
Source: RefSeq, a predicted model, not a curated record